UAACUCAUUUAAUAAAAUUCAUCUUUAGACAGUUAACGGGGUGACGUCAUAUUUUAUACACACACACUCCUGGAUGAGCGCUGCUCGCUCAGCUCUGACGCCACGUGUAAACAUGUGUGCUGCGUCGUCCUCACGCUUUCAGGUUGAAUCUAAAAUCAUGUGCGAUUAUUCAUCGUGUAUUUACACAUCUGACGGAGGACGAUGAUGACGUAACGGCUGCAUGACUCGUAACAUGGAACCCCUUUGUGUCCAGUCCUCCAGAGGGGCGCUUGUUUCGCAGCAUGUCGGUGCCGGUGCGGUGCCUGUCGUUCCGGCAGCCGUACGCCGGCCUGGUUCUCAACGGGGUGAAGACGGUGGAGAGCCGGUGGAGGCCCCUGCUGGCCCCCCUGGAGAGCCAGACCCUGGGGGUCCACGUCGCCUGGCAGGACUGGGAGGAGGAGGCCUGGAGGGCGGUGCUGAGCGGGCCUCUGGGGAUGAACCGGGUCCAGAUCCGAGCGCUGCAGGACUCCGGGGAGCGCUUUGGCCGUGGUGUGGUGGCUGGACUCGUGGAUGUGGGUGUGACCUGGCUGUGCCCCGCCUCCCUGCAGGGGGAGGAGCUACAGCACCUGGAGCAGUCAGCUGUUCUGAUUGGUCUGCAGGAAAAACACUUGACUUACCUGUCGAACCCUCGCUGGCUCAAAGAGCCGCUGAGGGCCCGGGGGGGUCGCGACCUCUGGACUGUGGAGAUCCCCGCUGAGCUGUUACCAUGACGACACAAGGUCAUGUGACCCAACAGAAGCAUCAUCAUCAGCUGGUGAAACAAACUUUAUUCAACACAGAGAGAUCCCAUCAAUAAACAGGGACUGGCCACGCCCCCUUCUCUGAUUGGCUGGUGGGCGUUACAAAGACAAAUUAAACUGACAUCGUAUAGCCACUUCAACAAACUAAACCAAUGACCUUUUGAACAGGAAGUGGUGCCAACGCCGCUACACAGGAACUUUUUUAGAACAUUAAAAUGUUUACUUUU
Messenger RNA from Pseudoliparis swirei, 1006 nucleotides. RefSeq lists its product as uncharacterized. The transcript has a single exon. Bases 282 to 749 code for a protein of 155 amino acids. The record is from RefSeq and is a predicted model, not a curated record. Lineage: Eukaryota; Metazoa; Chordata; Actinopteri; Perciformes; Liparidae.